GUGUGCUGGGGCUGGCUGAGAUGUGAACACAGUACAGUGGAAACAACUAACCAUAAUGGCGACUGCUGGUGGAGCAGCAGACCCUGGAUCAACAACCCUGACAGAUAUUAGGACUCGUUUCUGGAGGAGAGCGCUGCAGCGAGGGACCAGUGGCAUCUUCAGAGGAGGUCCUUCAGAGAUGCCCGGCUCCUCAGGCACCACUCAGAGUAUGAAGAAGACCAUUGGCCACCGGGGCGUUGAGACCACCACCGGAGAGACCACCUACAAAAAGACGACGUCGUCUGCCCUCAAAGGUGCCAUUCAGUUGGGCAUUACUCACACGGUGGGCAGCUUGAGUCAGAAGGCCGAGAGGGACGUGCUCAUGCAGGAUUUUGUCGUCGUCGAAAGUAUCUUUUUCCCCAGCGAAGGCAGUAACCUGACUCCGGCUCAUCACUACAGCGAUUUCCGUUUUAAGACCUACGCUCCCAUCGCCUUCCGUUAUUUCCGAGAGCUGUUUGGCAUUCGGCCAGACGACUACCUGUAUUCUCUAUGUAACGAGCCACUGAUUGAGCUCUCCAACCCUGGAGCCAGCGGAUCGCUCUUCUACGUCUCCGGUGACGACGAGUUCAUCAUCAAAACUGUUCAGCACAAAGAGGCGGAGUUUCUCCAGAAGCUCCUUCCUGGAUACUUCAUGAACAUCAACCAAAACAAGCGGACAUUGCUGCCCAAGUUCUACGGACUUUACUGCAUCCAGGCAGGGGGCAAGAAUAUUCGUAUCGUUGUUAUGAACAAUCUCCUGCCCCGGAUAAUCCCCAUGCACCUCAAAUACGACAUGAAAGGAUCCACUUAUAAGAGACGGGCCUCACCUAAGGAGAGGGAAAAGGGCAAUCCCACGUACAAAGACCUGGAUUUUAUCCAGGAUUUGCCCGACGGCCUGCAGCUGGAACCAGACAAUUACAAUGCUCUUUGCAAGACAAUACAAAGGGACUGCCUGCUCUUGCAGAGUUUCAAAAUCAUGGACUACAGUCUGCUGAUGGGCAUUCACAACAUGGACCAGGCCAAUCGGGAGCGCGCCGGAGGCUUUUCCGGGGACAGCGGCGGGUCGGAGGGAGCGGUGACGCCAGAUCAGCGCCGGCCUCUAGCCCAGAAAAGUCUUUACUGUACUGCCAUGGAGUCCAUCCAAGGGGAGGCUCGGGGAAAGGGCGCUUUGGAUUCCGAAGACCACAUGGGAGGCAUUCCGGCUCGGAAUGGAAAAGGAGAGCGCUUACUCAUCUACAUCGGCAUCAUAGACAUCCUCCAGUCUUACAGAUUUGUUAAAAGGUUGGAACACUCCUGGAAGGCAUUGGUGCACGAUGGGGACACCGUUUCAGUUCACAGACCUGGCUUCUACGCAGAGCGCUUCCAACAGUUCAUGUGCAACACGGUGUUUAGGAAAAUCCCACUGAAGCCUUCCCCAUCUAAGAAGAGCCGCAGCGGAGGUCAAGCGGGACUUAGGAGGGCUCCCACUUUGGGAGCUCCCACCCCACUCUCCCACGCAACGGGGCAGUCGGCCAUGGACCCCAGACUGGUUUAUCGCCCCCAUUUUAAAAGCACAGAGUCGGAAGGAGACGGCGUUCAGGCAGGCAGACCGGAUCUGGUUCCCAGGACCCCGCCGCUGCAUGACAACCCCGCUGACUGCGAGGCCAACCUCUCCACCUCGUCUGUAGGCAGCUUAGAACUUGGUUCCUCUCCUCCUCUAAGGUCCGUCGGGGUGGAGGUGCACAAAUCGGCUCACACCGACAAUGAACAGGGUGCUUUUCACAGCUUCGAGGUCGACGGCAGCGGAGACAAUUCAGCCCACCUGUCCGGAAGUGAAGACGCAGUUUCAUUGUCUGACAUCAUCCCCGAGACUAACAUCAAUUUUUAAACAUUUUGACAAAGUGUCAUCUGAAGAGGACGCGUGCCUGAAGGUGGGCAGAGUGAAGGACGGCGAAAGCAGCCCAUCCAUGUCAGACCCCCUGCACCCGUUUCCCCCCCCAACACAUGCAAGGUUUGCCGGAUGAAUCUGCCUGCUGGAGGAAACGCUAAGACGGGCAGCUGUGCGUGCGUGUAUGUAGUCUUUCCCAGCCGCCAACACCCGUCCCAAAUCACCAAGAAUGAGGGUUAUGACCACAAUUAUGUCUUUGUAUCAAUUCAAUUUUUCCUUUCUCCUCAUCUGAGAUUUGUGAGAGUAGUGAAAUCAUGAUGAGUCACCUUUUCAAGUGCGCGCGUGGGCACAGAUGGGAGCAGUACACACUGAAGUGAGUCUGAGUGGGAUCAGAGUUGUGUGACGCCGUUUAUUUUAGUCUUCCUCUUACAGCACAUCAUCUUCCACUCGGUACCGCUGGCGCUUUGAGCCGCCCCGUGUUUUUCCCCAAGCCCCUUAUCGGCAAAUAAGAGGCUACCCCCCCUCACUAAAAUCACGUCGUCUUAAAAUCAUGGAGCAUUUUCUUCAAGUCGUAGGAGAGGGAUGGAACCAGUGCUUGACGAUUAAGUAGGUUUUCAUGCAAAUGCUGGAAGCCGUUGCGGUGCUGCUGAAUGUAUACGUCCCCCCCUUUCUUCAUAGAAUGUGUCUUAUUAAAAUGGAAGAAUGCAUCUGGAUCAUGAUAAGUGCAGUCGGCAGCAAGCACAUGCGCUUCGAUGAAGUAUUAAGCCGACGGCGACGGCCAUUCUGCAGAUGUGGUCAUUUUGUCUGCCGUGUCUGUGCCUUUGUUUUUUUGGGUUUUUUUCUUCUCUCCCCCCCGCCCCAACGCAUUUUUUGUCCCCUCAUCUGCCAUGUGAUUCACGACUGAUAAUUUCUUUUAACAGUAAACACAAACUUGCCUUAUCACUACUGCGGAAACCAUCCGGCUAUCAUUUGAGUGUCUUUUGUCUGCAUUUUCAAAAAUUUUGUCAUGCGAAAGAGUAUCAUGGCCACACUGAAAGAAAAAAAUAAUAAUUCUUAAUUUUAAGUGAACAGCUGUGUAGAGUUUUGGAUGUGUGGAGUUUCGGUCGUCGAGUUGAAAUAAAGCAAAUGGACCUUUUUUUUUUUUUAUGGUUGAACAAGUGUUUAUG
Molecule: messenger RNA, 3051 nt
Organism: Syngnathus acus (greater pipefish)
Lineage: Eukaryota; Metazoa; Chordata; Actinopteri; Syngnathiformes; Syngnathidae
Product: phosphatidylinositol 4-phosphate 5-kinase type-1 alpha-like
Exons: 17
Coding region: 56-1885 (609 amino acids)
Biological process (GO): phosphatidylinositol metabolic process
Molecular function (GO): phosphatidylinositol kinase activity
Source: RefSeq, a predicted model, not a curated record